CGAGUCUUGCAGCUAGCAGUGCAGACAUAACCCAUAACCUCAUACUUGUUGUAGCCAGAGAUCACACAAUGACAAGUCUCACUUUUGUCUCACUUUUCCUUUUAACUAUCCUGUCUACAGCCUCGGCUCAAGGUGGGAUAGCGAGUUGUUGUCGCAAAGUCUCAAAAACUCAAAUCCACCGAGAGCAGCUGAUGAGUUACUAUGUACAACAUAAAACAUCAUGCCCUCUACGUGCAGUGGUAUUCACUACAAUGACCGGCAGGAGAAUCUGCUCUGAUCCUGAGAGGUUGUGGACAAAGACCAGCACAGCCUUCCUAGACGGGAAGAACUAUACUCGCCAACGCGCCUUAAACGGCCACUGACACAAUAUCCAUCUAUACACAAAAAGAAAGAACUCCUAAAAAUAAAAUUAGAAGUUUGAGUAUCAAUGACUUUGAAUGUUUUGAUAUUGCUAAUACCUUACCUCAUUCUAGUAAAGCUAUAUUGGCAUCUUUUUUUAUA
Molecule: messenger RNA, 501 nt
Organism: Scomber japonicus (chub mackerel)
Lineage: Eukaryota; Metazoa; Chordata; Actinopteri; Scombriformes; Scombridae
Product: monocyte chemotactic protein 1B-like
Exons: 3
Coding region: 69-362 (97 amino acids)
Biological process (GO): immune response; cellular response to tumor necrosis factor; neutrophil chemotaxis
Cellular component (GO): extracellular region
Molecular function (GO): CCR chemokine receptor binding; chemokine activity
Source: RefSeq, a predicted model, not a curated record